AGCUAAAGGUGAUGGUAAGAUUAAGUUUAUGUAUUUAAAUUUGGCAAUAGCACGCUUAUUUUAUUUUAUGAAUUAAAUAUUUCUUACCUUGAAAUAAUUGUUCUUUCUUGUACAAUGGAUUAAAUUGAGUCUGUGCAGAGACUAUGUACGGUGGAUUUUUAAUUUUGAAAAUUAAUCAAUAAAUAUAUUUCAAGCAAAUUUUUUUUUAAUUAAAUUAACAUUACAGACUUUUGUUUAUGUUCUAACUAGCCAGACCCGAGUGCAAGGCCUAUUGACCAAAGAUUUAUGAACAUAGACAAAGACAAAUUGAAAUAGGUAAUAAUUUAUAUUAAAAAAAAAAAUGAUUUACGUGUGACACAAAUCGAAAUAUUUGAUAAGCAUAUUUUUUUUCCCAAAGUUGUAUACUACCAAAACCCGGCAGGCUAAAUCGACUGUCAAUUUUAGUUCUGAGAAACAAAGAGAGCGCCCCUUGUAUAAUUAAAAUUUUGAAAGGGACAUUUUUUUGUAUAGAGUUAUCGUUCUUCUCGUAGUGAGUAUUGUAUUCUUUGACCCCUACCAAAAACACAAGCAAAAUAAUGAAAAAUACAAAUUUGAAAAAUAUACUUUGAAAUCGGUUAGAAAUAGAAAUACCGGUCUUAUAUAUAAAAUACCCAAUUCUUCUAAUGUAUACACUGGCAACACUAAUCUAGCGUCACUUUUAAAUUUUGAAAAUAAAACCGUUCACGACAUCAGAACUGAACAACAGUCGUUUUGUGUAUUAGUGUAGUGGUUAAAUAUUUAAAACAAAUCCAUUACAUGUGUUAUUAAUAUGUCGAGAAUACCUAAGUUACCAGUCCCAGCAAAAGAAAAUAGACCUGGACUCGUCAAUAAACGUCCAAUAUCAAGAACAGUAAAUGGCCUUAGUGCAGAUGACAAAAAGAAUUUGCUAUUGAACCACACUAAGCCAGCUGUCCAAACUGGCCCAAUGUCUUCCACCACUGGGGCACGACUCAAGAGGGCUGCUACUGCACCAGCACCCUCCACUAAUGCAGCAAAAGUUACUAAAGUUGAAAGAAAACCUUCAACAGUUGCCCCAAAGAUCCCACCUUAUGAUUACAAAGCAAGGUUUAAUGACUUGUUGGAGAAACACAAAGUAAUCAAGAAUGAUUAUAAUGACCUAAAAUACAAACAUGAAGAAGUUGCUGAUGACUAUGAAAAAAUUAAAGAAUCUGUUGAAAGCAAUACUAGAGAGAAGGACAUGUUAAAGGAUAAAUUGCUGAAUGCUUUAAAUGACUUAAGAGAAAGGACAACUGAAUUGGAUAGUAUUAAGCUUGACCAUGAAAUACAAAAACGCGAAAAUGAAGAAUUGGUACGCAAAACAAAAGUUUUAGCCGAAGUGACUUUUAAUUUAAAUAAGAAGACUUCAGAAUUUGAUACUCUACAGGAAGAAUUCAAUGAUUUGACCCGGCGUCACAAUGCCCUCCAGGCAGAGGCCAAGGUAUUAAGAGAGAAGUCUGAAAAGCUUGCUACUCUAUCUGAAGACUAUGAUAAACUUACUGGUAACUAUGAAGAAGCAAAAAAGAAGAUAUCAUCAUAUGAAGCUGAUGUAGAGAAACUGCAGAACAUUUUAGCUGGAAUGUAUCAGGGUCAAAGAGAUCUGAGAAACACUAUUCAGGAUCUUAAAGGUAAUAUAAGAGUAUAUUGUAGAGUACGACCACCAUUAGAGUCAGAGACAUACAAGCCAUUGUUUAAUCUCAAUGUUGUGGAUGCCUGUACUAUAGAAGUUGAAAAGGUUGAGUUGAAUGCGUUAUCCCAAUCAACAAGGAAGGGCAAAUCUCAACACACCUUCAGCUUUGAUGGUAUAUUCACACCACACUCAACUCAGGAGACAGUGUUUGAGGAAGUUUCUAACAUGAUUCAGUCAGCUCUUGAUGGAUAUAAUGUAUGUAUCUUUGCAUAUGGACAAACCGGAUCCGGAAAAACAUACACAAUGGAAGGAGGUUGCGGGUCUGACCAAUAUGGCAUUAUACCACGAGCAUUCAACUUCAUGUUCACAUGUAUGGAGGAUCUGAAGAGAAUGGGCUGGCAGUUAACCAUAAAAGCAUCAUUCCUAGAAAUCUACAAUGAAGUAAUUUACGAUCUGCUGAACUCCUGCAAAGACCAGCUAAGCCAUGACAUCAAGAUGGUUAACUCCAAAGGAACUGACCUCUAUGUCUCAAACUUGAAAGAAGAGGAAGUUAAGAGCUCCCAUGAUUUUAUCAAACUGAUGAUAUAUGCCCAACGUAACAGACAAACUGCCGCAACACUCAACAAUGAGCGAAGCUCCAGGUCUCAUUCAGUUACACAAAUUAAGAUUUCUGCUAUCAACGAAAUACGGAAAGAAAAGUACACAAGCCAGUUAAACUUGGUGGAUUUAGCCGGGUCUGAGAGUGGCAAGACCACUCAGAGAAUGGACGAGACCAAGCACAUCAACAGAUCUCUGUCAGAGCUGUCUAAAGUCAUUCUGUCUUUACAGACAAACCAGGCCCAUAUCCCGUACAGAAAUUCAAAGCUAACUCACCUGCUGAUGCCAAGCCUUGGUGGCAAUUCAAAAACCCUCAUGUUGGUCAAUAUCAACCAAUUCGAUGAAUGCUUUGGUGAGACUCUCAACUCUCUACGCUUCGCCACAAAGGUAAACAGCUGCCGAACAGUGAAAGCCAAAAAGAAUCUAACAAUGGUUGACACAUAGUUUAUAUUAUUGAUUUUAUCGUAUUGACAUGUUUAUUAUAAUUCUUUAAGGGGGCUAUUACAGUUCAAUGGGCGUUUUUAUAGAAAAGUUUUUAUUCAUACUUAGUUAGGUCAUAAGUCCUGUCAGAAAGAUUAUUACUGAUUAAAAUGUUAUAGGUACAGAUCCCUUAUUAUUCAUAUAUCGUCACCCUAGUUCACAAUCGCACUAAUUACGCGGAAAAUUUGGUCGUAAUAUAGACCUUUUGUUUGCGCACUAUGGUACUAAUUGCAAUAAAAUUUUCGUCGUAAUUAGUACGAUUGUCAACUAAGGUGACGAUUUGAAAGCUUAUUUAAUGCUGAAUUACUUGCCACAGGGGUCUCCAAACCCCGGCCCGCAGGCCAAAUCAGUCUUUUAUCUUUCUUUAGAUAUAUAAUUCAUGUUUAUUGGACUACCAAAAUUAUAACUGUACAUGUUUUACCAAACUACUUGUUGGAUGGCAGUCAAAAAUAAGCGUUAAUGAAAAGUACCCUAACCCUAACCCUAAGUUUGAAGGGUAUUAGCAGAAGUACCAACUUGUUGGAGAAUUUAAUGCUGAUUUUUUCUCGCUUUUGUGAAGUAGUUUUUUUUUCAAUCCAGCCGCGUAUUCGCGUCUAAUGACAAAAGUAAACAAGUAGUUAGUAAAUUAAAUAGCUAUCUAAAAUUAAAACGAACUAUAUUACGUUUUGUUGUUCAGUAUAAAAGAAGCUUUCAAAUCAUGUUUUUUCAUUAAAAGCUUUGUAUAACAUUUUAUCAGUCAAAUAUUUAUGAGCUGACUAAGUACUGUCCAUACUGAUUAUAAUAAUAAUAAUAAUUCAGCCUAUAUACGUCCCACUGCUGGGCACAGGCCUCCUCUCAUGCGCGAGAGUACUGAUAAAAUUUAAAUAAUUUAUAUUACUAAAGAGCGUAGGCGUGUUUUCAUGAAGAGGUUACAAUGUGCAAAAACUCUUUUGCGACUUAAUUAUUUUUCUGUUUUCUAGUAUGAAGUACCAACUGUAUUAUUUUGCAAAAAAUAUAUAUUGUAGGCCUUUAUAUAUAAGCAAUAACGUAACAAAGAAAAAAAUACUGAACUUUUAAUUCCUACAUUUAUCCAAGAAUUUUUAAAUAGAAAUAAAAUAUUAGUUAUAUAAUAUAUAUAGAGAUUACCAUACCAAAAGUUUAAGUAAAUCGCAUUAGCCAGGGUGAUUUUUUUCGUUUGUGGUGUUUAAAAAAAUCAUAUCUCAGAAAAUAACAGAGAUAGGAAGCUGAAACUUACAGGAAAUAAUACUUGUCAUGAGGGCUCUUAAUUUAAAAAAAAACUAAGGAUUUCGUGGAAAGGCCGCUUUUCCAUGAAAACACGGUUACGCUCUUUGAUUUUGAUUUGAAUAGUAAAAAUAGCCUUAAAUUUAUGUCAUUUUUGUGAUCUCCGUACAAGACUGUAUGACAGGUCACAUGUUAAAUUAAUUCGGACUGUAUCUAUCAUUAUAUAUCCAUAUCGUAAUUUUGGAAAAUAAACUGCAUAACUGCUGCUAUAACUUAAACAUUUUUUAAACUUUCUUGAAAAGCGCCCAUGACUUGAAUAAAAAUCAUAUAAAUAGACCCAGUAGUUUAUAGAUAAAGUUUUAACGUUUAAUAUAACAAUUAUUGCUUUAGUUUUGUCUAAACACUUUACUGGUGAACAUGAGUAAUUAUGUCGUAUCGUAUUGUAUCUGUAAUGUUCUUUAUUACUGUUAAUAUAGAUUGAUUAAUUUUA
Molecule: messenger RNA, 4454 nt
Organism: Cydia pomonella (codling moth)
Lineage: Eukaryota; Metazoa; Arthropoda; Insecta; Lepidoptera; Tortricidae
Gene: Ncd
Product: protein claret segregational
Exons: 2
Coding region: 809-2707 (632 amino acids)
Biological process (GO): microtubule-based movement
Molecular function (GO): ATP binding; microtubule motor activity; microtubule binding
Source: RefSeq, a predicted model, not a curated record